GCGGAGCUCCGGUCUGCAGGGGCAACAAUGGCGGGUCUCUGUGUCGGGGAGGCAGCGCUGGUCACAGCAGGACGGCGUGGACGGCGGUGGCCGCAGCCACUGUUGCGGAGCGCGGCGCUAUGGACCCUGAAGCAUGUUCCACAUUAUUCAAGACAGCAUUUAGUGGUGUCUCGUAGUCUCUGUUCAGCGGCAUAUGAUUCUAAUGAAAAAACUUUUGAUAAAAUUCUUGUUGCUAAUAGAGGAGAAAUUGCAUGUAGGGUUAUUAAAACUUGCAAGAAGAUGGGCAUUAAGACGGUUGCCAUCCACAGUGAUGUUGAUGCUAGUUCUGUUCACGUGAAAAUGGCGGAUGAGGCGGUCUGUGUUGGCCCAGCUCCCACCAGUAAAAGCUACCUCAACAUGGAUGCCAUCAUGGAAGCCAUUAAGAAAACCGGGGCCCAAGCUGUACAUCCAGGUUAUGGAUUUCUUUCAGAAAAUAAAGAAUUUGCCAAAUGUUUGGCAGCAGAAGAUGUCAUUUUCAUUGGACCUGAUACACAUGCUAUUCAAGCCAUGGGUGACAAGAUUGAAAGCAAAUUAUUAGCUAAGAACGCAAAGGUUAACACAAUCCCUGGCUUUGAUGGAGUGGUCAAGGAUGCAGAUGAAGCUGUCAGAAUUGCAAGGGAAAUUGGCUACCCUGUUAUGAUCAAGGCCUCAGCAGGUGGUGGUGGGAAAGGCAUGCGAAUCGCUUGGGAUGAUGAAGAGACCAGGGAUGGUUUUAGAUUUUCAUCUCGAGAAGCUGCUUCUAGUUUUGGUGAUGAUAGGCUACUAAUAGAAAAAUUUAUUGAUAACCCUCGUCAUAUAGAAGUCCAGGUUUUAGGUGAUAAACAUGGGAAUGCUUUGUGGCUCAAUGAAAGAGAGUGCUCAAUUCAGCGAAGAAAUCAGAAGGUGGUAGAGGAAGCACCAAGCCUUUUUCUGGAUUCUGAGACUCGAAGAGCAAUGGGAGAACAAGCUGUAGCCCUUGCCAAAGCAGUAAAUUAUUCUUCUGCUGGAACCGUAGAAUUCCUUGUGGACUCAAAAAAGAAUUUUUAUUUCUUGGAAAUGAAUACGAGGCUCCAGGUUGAGCAUCCUGUCACAGAAUGCAUUACUGGCCUGGACCUAGUCCAAGAAAUGAUCCGUGUUGCCAAGGGUUACCCUCUCAGGCACAAACAAGCUGAUAUUCCCAUCAAUGGCUGGGCAGUUGAAUGUCGGGUUUAUGCCGAGGACCCCUACAAGUCUUUUGGUUUACCGUCUAUUGGGAGAUUGUCUCAGUACCAAGAACCACUGCAUCUACCUGGUGUCCGGGUUGAUAGUGGCAUCCAACCAGGAAGUGAUAUUAGCAUUUAUUAUGAUCCAAUGAUUUCAAAAUUAAUCACAUAUGGUUCUGAUAGAAGGGAAGCACUGAAAAGAAUGGAAGAUGCACUGGAUAAUUAUGUUAUUCGAGGUGUUACACAUAAUAUUGCAUUACUUCGAGAGGUGAUAAUCAACUCACGCUUUGUAAAAGGAGACAUCAACACUAAAUUUCUUUCUGAUGUGUAUCCUGAUGGCUUUAAAGGACACCAGUUAACAGAGAAUGAGAGAAACCAGUUAUUGGCAAUAGCUUCAUCCUUGUUUGUGGCAUCCCAAUUAAGAGCACAUCAUUUUCAAGAAAAUGAAAAUUCAAGAGUGCCUAUUGUAAAACCACAAGUGGCCAACUGGGAGCUCUCAGUAAAAUUGCAUGAUGAAGUUUAUACUGUCGUAGCAUCCAACAGUGGGCCAACAUUCUCUGUGGAAGUUGAUGAGUCGAAACUAAAUGUGACCGGCGCGUGGAACCUGGCUUCACCCUUAUUGUCUGUCAACGUUGAUGGCACGCAGAGGAUGAUACAGUGUCUUUCUCGAGAAGCAGGUGGCAACAUGAGCAUUCAGUUUCUUGGUACCGUGUACAAGGUGCAUAUCCUAACCAAACUUGCCGCAGAAUUGAACAAAUUUAUGCUGGAAAAAGCGGCUGAGGACACAAGCAGUAUUCUGCGCUCCCCAAUGCCUGGCAUGGUGGUGGCCGUCUCUGUCAAGCCUGGGGACCUGGUAGCAGAAGGUCAGGAAAUUUGUGUGAUUGAAGCCAUGAAGAUGCAGAACAGUAUGACAGCUGGGAAAACUGGCAAGGUGAAAUCGGUGCAUUGUAAAGCUGGAGACACAGUUGGAGAAGGAGAUCUGCUAGUGGAACUGGAAUGAAGUAUUUAUAGCCUUUCAGUCAUCACCCGAUUUAAUUAGCCAUUCGUAUUAUUGUUAUUUCACACUCAAUUUAUUCAAGCGUUUUGCAGGAACACCCCUGUGUAGCAGAUUUUACAUGGUCAUAUUUAUUCCACAUAUAGUCAAGACCAACAUUCUGCCAAAAAAUCACCAAUGGAAAUUUUUAUUGAUAUAUAAAUACUUGUACAUAAGAUUUGUACUUCUGGGCUUCCCUGGCAGCGCAGUGGUUGAGAGUCUGCCUGCCGAUGCAGGGGACGCAGGUUCGUGCCCCAGUCUGGGAAGGUCCCACAUGCCGCGGAGCGUCUGGGCCCGUGAGCCAUGGCCACUGAGCCUGCGCGUCCGGAGCCUGUGCUCCGCAGCGGGAGAGGCCACGACAGUGAGAGGCCCGCGUACCGCUAAAAAAAAAACAAAAAAAAAAGAUUUGUACUUCUGCUGUGAGAUUUCCUAGUGUCAAAAUUAAAUCAAUAAAACUGAACAUUUGUCUAAA
This is a messenger RNA of Lagenorhynchus albirostris (white-beaked dolphin), 2725 nucleotides long. It is a transcript of the gene PCCA, whose product is annotated as propionyl-CoA carboxylase subunit alpha. The transcript is spliced from 24 exons. NCBI's taxonomy places the organism in Eukaryota, Metazoa, Chordata, Mammalia, Artiodactyla, Delphinidae. Gene Ontology annotation, cellular component: mitochondrion. Gene Ontology annotation, molecular function: metal ion binding; ATP binding; propionyl-CoA carboxylase activity. The coding region runs from base 28 to 2220 and encodes 730 amino acids. The record is from RefSeq and is a predicted model, not a curated record.